AUGAAUUACGAAGCAUUUGGGGAUGUUUUGGCUUUUGAUGCAACGUACCACGCGAAUAUGUACGAUAUGAUUUUUGUUCCAUUCACUGGCGUUGAUCAUCACAAAAAAUGCAUGAUAUUUGGUGCUGGCCUUCUUCAUAACGAGACAAUCGAGUCAUACACAUGGCUUCUACAAAAAUUUGUACAAGCUCAUAACGGUAGACAACCUCUUUUGGUUCUAACCGAUCAAGAUUGUGCCAUGAAACAAGCAGUUAGCAACAUAUUCGACAAGUCGCAUCAUCGACUAUGUAUGUGGCAUAUAGUUCAAAAGAUACCAUCUAAGAUCAAGGGAGACAACUUGACAAAUAUCGAAAUAAAAGAGAAGUUUCACAAGAUUGUUUGGAAUGUCUAUAUCAAACCUGAAACAUUUGAGAAAAGGUGGAAUUCAUUGAUCGCUGAAUAUGGGUUAGAGUCCCAUCAAUGGUUGACAGAGAUGUUUUCAAUUCGGGAGCAAUGGAUUCCAGGUUACUUUCGCGAAAUACCCAUGUGCACUUUAAUGGAAACCACAUCCAGAUGCGAAAGUGUAAACCAUAUGUUUGAAGCAGACUCGAGCGCCCAUAAUACAUUGGUCCAAUUCAUGUUGUGUUAUGAUACGUCCAUCGAUGGGUUAAGAAACAAGCAACGGGAACUUUGUAAUCAUACUGAGACCACCAACCCAGAAAAAUACAAAACAAGCUACAUGAUUGAACGUCAUGCAAACGUCGUUUACACAAGGAAAAUUUUCUACGAGGUUCAAAAGGAAAUUUUCAAGGGUACAGAAUGUAGUUACAUUGUGGAACGGUCCCUGGUUGAUGGCGUUCAUUGUUUUACAGUUGCUCAUCUAGAUCACGAAAAGGAAGUUGUUAACGAGUUCAAGCUUUGUUUAUUCAGUGUGUAUUUUUACUGUACACCAGUGUUUAUUACUUCCUCCAGUCAUACUAACCAGCUUCUCAACCACCUUUUUAUUAGAAGCCAUAAUAUUCAAGAGAUCCUAGCCAGAUACAUUCAUCCGAGAUGGAGACGAAAUGCUCUUCCGAGUGUUGUGCAUAGUACGGAGAACAUGUUAUCCGUAGACCAAUCUAGGCAUGCAGUAUUAUGGCGCAGAAUCUUAGAUAACAUGGACAUGUGUAGAGAUCGCGUAUGGUGUAACAUUGAUAAACUAGAGGAACUAGAUUCACACAUUCAGGCACUUAAAGAUAAGAUUUUUCCUGAUGUUCCAUAUGAUGUAGAAAUUAAUAAAAAGGGUGUAGCAAUUCAGGAAAUUAUUGCGCACACUGAACCGGACGAGAUCUCGUGUACGACACCAAAGAAAAUACGUAACAAGGGUUGUGGGAAGCACAAAAGACCGAUUGGUCCACGAGAAAAAGCAAUAAAAGUUGUCAAGAAGUCAAGAACGAAAUGUAAUUAUUGCAAAAAACGAGUUAGAAAACACGACAAAAGGAAUUGCCCUUUAAAAAAAGGGAAACCAACUAAGGAUGACUCGUCUACAGAUGAGGAUGAUGAGGAAGACGAAGAUGAGGAAGACAUGGAGAUAGAAUCGGACAAAACAGAUAGGGACGACAACGCUAGCGAUUUUUAG
Molecule: messenger RNA, 1596 nt
Organism: Helianthus annuus (common sunflower)
Lineage: Eukaryota; Viridiplantae; Streptophyta; Magnoliopsida; Asterales; Asteraceae
Product: protein FAR1-RELATED SEQUENCE 5-like
Exons: 5
Coding region: 1-1596 (531 amino acids)
Biological process (GO): regulation of DNA-templated transcription
Source: RefSeq, a predicted model, not a curated record